UUGUGCGAUAGUGUGUGUUUGUGUGUGUGUGUGUGUGUGUGUGAGUGUGUGCGCGCGCGCAGGGGGCAGGUGCAGAACUGAAACCUCCACCUCAUGCAAAUAUAACGAGUUUUAGAGAGCGCGAGGCAGCGCGUUUGGUGAAAUUUGGUGGAAAGUUGUGAAAUUCAGAUCACAGUAAAGUGAUCAGAAGCUCCUCGCGCUCAGCCUCGUGCAGUAGUUGUGCUUUAAGGUUCCACCUGUUACAGCAGGUGACGUAAUGCCCCAGCUGACCGCAGCGUUGCAGGUGGCGCUGUUGCUUUCUGUGGUGCCCGCUCAGUACCUCAUCAGCAAAUGGACCAGCGGAACAGCGGCACAGCGCAGCGUCGCCACACAGGGAAUUGUGGAUAUGUGGAAAAAUGUGAGGAAGUCAUACCUAAACGUGACUGUGUGGGUGGACUGGCUGAACUCUUGGGUCCCCAAUAUGCCGCUCCUCGGAGAACAGGAAGAGGACAUAGGGCGCAUGAUGGAGGAGACGUUUGCACUGGAGCUGCUGAUGCACAGUAAUGACCAGGGCUAUUUUGGAGUCUCUAAGGAGCAGCAUAGCCCCAGGCCGGAGUAUGUGCUGCAUCGCGUUGGAGAGGUUGUCACAGAGACACAGAAUCACAUGGUGGGGGUGAUAGUGGGCUGGGACGCUGGACUACAAGCCCCUCCGGAGUGGAUAAAAAGGAAGAAAUUCACAGACUCAGAGGUGAGAAGACUGGAGGACACUCCACACUACAGAAUUCUGUUCAGUGGCCCUAAUCAGUCCUCUCUAAUGAUUGGAUAUCUGCCCCAGAAUGCAAUACAGCUGUUUGAGGGAUAUCAGCCAGACAUCCCCACUCUGGAUCAGUACUUCUAUCACUUUGAUGGGAAAAGGUUUGUGAUGCAGGAGUGGUUGAAAGAGGUUUACCCUGAAGACUGAGGGACAGAACACAUCAGCGCACUGAGGACAGAACAGAUACACUUCUGUCAUCUCACUGUGAAGGUGUGGACGUUGUUCUCCACAGUGGACACAUGGCAUCAGCUGUUUCAAAUUAGCACUUUAGUCACUUUGAGAUGCUCUCCUUUCACUGCCACACCUUGAAGCCUCCUGCUUCAGAAUGGAUGAGAUGUGGGUCGGGUUUGUGCUUACAGGGCUCUUGCAGUAGCCUGAUUUGGAACUGCAGGGAUAUUUAUGUAACAUAGCUUUAACUUGCAAAAUACGUGACAGGGUGGAGAGCUGAGGAAUGGAGUCCAGCACAGUUUCCUCAAUUCUCUGAUCUGACAACAACUAGUAAUUUACUGAGCUGAAUCACUGAAAUUACUGAACUGUGCAGGAAUGAGGCCCUCCAUGAGUUCCCCACCCCGGCCACAGGAUUAACAUAAAUGGCAAGUCACUAAAUGACUGUUGAGCAAAUGAAGGACCAGCUCAUAGAAUGAGACUUUUCAUUUCUGUUAUUUAAUUACCAGUGUUGAUCAUACAUACACCAGUUAGUAUGAAUGUAAUUCAGGCAAUACAGUCCAUGUGAUUUUCUUAUUUUGUACAACAGUAUUGUAUUUUAAAUUUCCUUAAAAGUUAAGAUGUAUUAAAACACAAUUGAAGUAUAUGAAGCAGUUCAGAGAGCUCGUUUGGUGAUACACUCAUGUACUCCAUGUGUUACAGUAGCUCACACUGUAUCAUGAUUUUGUUUGCAUUGUUGAGCUUAAAGGGGUUUUAUUUAGGUUAAAGGGCAAUGAAAAUCACAGGCCAUAUUAGACUGCUUUUAAAUCUGUGAAGUUUGUCAGAUACCACUAUCAGUUCUUUUUUAAUUGUCUAUCAAUUUAAAACCCCUGGUAAAUGCAGGGAAGACAUUUAGUAAGCCAAGUAGCCUAAAGCUUAUCCUAUUUCAGUGUCUGGUCUAUAGAAGGUGACCUUGCUUGCUGCUUUGCAUUUUUUAUUUCUGAUUAAAGUGAUACUUUUGACCCAUGUUUGGAUCCAGCACUUUACAACAGAGGUUCCCACUUUACUUUUCCCAGAGGUUGUUACCACAAGCAACAUCGCUUAGUGAUAUAUGACCCGUAAGAUUCAUAUUCAUCUGUCUACUUAGAGCAAGAAUUCAGUGAAAAAUCAAAUUUACACAAUUUUCCCCAUCCAAAAAAUAUAAUCUGUUAGCCAAGACACAUUUGGUGUCCAAUGUUUGCUAAUGUGCAGUACUGUGCAAAAAGGCUUAAGCAGCUGAGAAAAUCCACUGGUCCACUGAUAAUGGUCUUUGGUGAGAUCUAAUGCCAUUUAUCUGAGCUGUAAUCAUUUAUCUGUUAAAAAAACACCCUAACAUUAAAUACAAUAAACAAUGCAUUAUAAUUUGAUCAGUGUGUUUCAGUGUGUUAACCAUUAGCUUAACCAUUUCCAAAGCUCUCCUCUAACUUAGUUACCAUCCCAUACCUACUUAAUCUAAUCAAUUCUUUAUUAAAUUUGUUAAUGGAAUUUAACAAAUCCAUGCAAUGACUGGAGUGUAGUGAGAAGUCAAAAACCAAACCUGCGUUCUACUAACUCUAUUCUAUUAAUUUUUAUUCUAUUUCUAUAUUCUAUUAAUAUAAAAGAAGUAUCCUAUUAAAACGGGGCAGGCUGGUGGAUGGGAGUGGAUAUCCCAUGCACUUCAAGAGGCCAGGUUGAUUCUUUUGGGCUGCGUCCUCCCUCUGUUUGACACAAAACCAGUGAUGUCGUUGGUUUGUUUUUAUUUUUCCUUGUUUUUUUCUUUGGAACGGCUUUGGUGGUAAAGACUGUGCUUUGAUGCCACAUCUUUCAAGAGGAAUUCCAUUUAUUUUUCUACAUUUCUGUAUAAUUCAGUCAUUGGGAUGUAAACAAAGCCAUUCACAGUGGU
This is a messenger RNA of Colossoma macropomum (tambaqui), 2858 nucleotides long. RefSeq lists its product as uncharacterized. The transcript has 7 exons. Lineage: Eukaryota; Metazoa; Chordata; Actinopteri; Characiformes; Serrasalmidae. Gene Ontology annotation, molecular function: DNA binding. The coding region runs from base 257 to 940 and encodes 227 amino acids. The record is from RefSeq and is a predicted model, not a curated record.